Messenger RNA from Drosophila busckii, 981 nucleotides. RefSeq names its product cell wall integrity and stress response component 1. Gene Ontology annotation, cellular component: extracellular region. NCBI's taxonomy places the organism in Eukaryota, Metazoa, Arthropoda, Insecta, Diptera, Drosophilidae. The coding region runs from base 8 to 943 and encodes 311 amino acids. The record is from RefSeq and is a predicted model, not a curated record. The transcript has 3 exons. Gene Ontology annotation, molecular function: chitin binding.
ACCAAAGAUGUACAAGUUUUCACCUUUCAAGCCACUGGGCUGCGUAGCUCUGCUGGCAACCCUACUGCUGGCACUCGCACCCACUGCGGUGGAGUCUGUGUGCAACCAAUGCUAUGGCAACCACGCCUGCAUAAGCAACACCACCUUCCAGCUGUGCAUUGAUGGUGAUCGCAAGACGGAGUACACCUUUGAGUGUCCGGAGUCUAAGCCCAUUUGCUCACGAUUUGGCGACAUCUGCAAGGAUCCGAGUAUGAACCCCGAGCCCGGCUGUGGCGAUACCUCCAACUGUGACGUGUGCACCAAAGAUGGCGGCUUAUCCUGCACCUCGCUUACAGACUUUGGCGUUUGCAUGGGCGGUAAGCUGUUGCCGGGCCGCAGUUCCUGCGACGAGGGCUGGUACUGCAGCAGCACAGGCGCUGCCGAAGGCAAGCCUUGUGUGGUGGCUUGUGACCCAUCUGAGGUGGAUGUCUGUGAUAAAGUUUCCGAGGAGCCUAGCUCAACAACAACUGCAAGCCCUACCACAGAGACCACAGAUAUCCCUACAACGGAGCCAAACACCAGCAGCAGCAGCAGCAGUAGCAGCAGCAGCAGUAGCAGCAGUAGCAGUAGCAGCAGCGCCGUUACGGACUCUAGCCCAGAUUCGAGCACGAACCCAGUCACUUCACCAGUUACCACCUCAACGGAGACCACAGUUACCACUGAACCGACUGAGCCGACUCCAGCGGCCUUCAAUCCCAAUACUUACUGUGGUGGCAUUCAGCGCGCCGGUCGUUUUGCCAUGCCCAAUGACACUGUCUGCAAUAGCUUUGUCCUAUGCAGCUUCAGAGCAAGCGCCUGGACUGGCGUUGUCCGCCAAUGUGCAGCUGACAAACCGUUCUUCAAUGCUGCUGCCAAUAUAAAUACUUGUAGCACCAUCCGACCCACGGCUGCUGGCUGUGUUUAAGAGUUUAUUUAAAAUAUAUUAAAUAUAUGGCAAUUAUU